CUCACCUCAGUACGAUCGCCUACCUCGAUCGGAUCGGUUCAGCUUUUGUUUGUCGAGUGGUUUGCUAACGCGGCGCGUUUCGUUGCUACACACAUCAAAGCAAAGCAUGCCCACUAGAUUCGAGUGUGGUUCUGCUGCUGCUGGUCCUGUUGGUAGUGUUCAGGUGUUCCGCGCUUGUGACUACUGGUAGGCAAGGUCGGAGGAAAGGUUAGCUGGCAACGGUCUGGCCUGCCUGAACGUCGGACGUCAACGAACGACGUAUGGGGACAGCAACAACAACAACAGUAACAACAUCAACAACGGUGAAAAGAGUUGUACCCGAAUCGAAUCAGUUUUAAUCUGAAAACUAUGCUUAUUUUUUUCGCUGGAAAAGUGCUCGCCUAACAACGCGGGAAAUAAUUUCAGCUCGAACUCGGAACAAAAGGCGCGCUAUUCGCUCGCAAAACUUGACGCAACUGUGCCCCACGAAUAUGGGCUAGGCCGCGCGAUGCUUCUUCUUAGAACACGGGUGUGGGAGAAAUGACCAACAAUCGACCAAGUGAAGUGUUAUGUUGUCUUUAGACGAAGACGAGAAGAAAAAAAUAUCAUUGAACAGAAGAAAAAAGCUUAAAAGUGUGUGGAACCGAUUAGUGUGUGAAGUGGAAAAUAACGCCGACAACGACGACGACGAGAGCGCGGGGUUGAACACGGUUCACGGAAUUGUUAAUGGAUCGCAGCAGGCGGUGAGGAAGAACAUCGCACUCACCACCAUCCGGCAUCGCGGGCCCUGGAUUACAGCAAAAAUCUUCUAUUUUGUUUUUUUUUUCGUUUUCGCUUGUGCUUGCUGCCAAGCCAAGAAGAGUGCCGCCUCUUCCAUCCCACAUCUAUCUCUAUCAUCGACUCGUCGUGUCGUAGCUUCGCGGAAACCGGUUCCAGUCGUAGAGCGGCCACUGAAAAGUACACUAACAUCGAAAAUCCAAAUCUUAAAUUUGUGUUUUUAAUAUAUCUGAGCAAACUCCCUAAAUGGCGGACUACUGCAACAGCAACAGCACUUCGCUCAGCAACGGCAGCAACAGCAACAGCAAUGGCGGAAGCUGUCUGGCAACCUUUCGGCCCACCUCGGGCACUUCGGUGGCAAUUGUUGGAGGCUAUCCGCACCACAGGUUACACCAUCAUCAUCAUCGCCACCACCUGCGGGUGACAGGAGGAAAGCACGGCGAUGACGGUGACGCUGAUGAUGAUGACGACGAUGAUGGUAGACAUCGGCCGACCACGGUGACGGCAGCUUCGGCGGCAAUGCUGGGAACGGUGGUAAUUGACCAUCGCGUUCGGCUGGUACGGUUGACUAGGCCGCAGAGCUUUGACCGGCAUCAUCAUCGAUCAGGCGUGGGUAAUGGAGUUGGUGGUGGUGGUGGCGGCGGUGCAAGUGGAAAUUUUGGAUUUUCGAUCCGAGGAGGCCUUGAGUAUGGGACGGGAUUUUUUGUUUCUGCGGUUGAGAAGGAUAGUGAAGCAGAUCGGCAGGGUUUGAAGGUUGGCGACCAAAUUGUUCGUGUCAACGGGUACCACGUGGAAGACGCCGUCCACCGGGAGCUGACCCAGUUCGUGGCCAACCAGGAACGACUCGUGCUGAAAGUACGCAGCGUCGGAAUCAUCCCGAUAAAAGAACGCUCAGCGGAUCCACUCACCUGGCACGUGGUUUCCUACAACGGAAGCUCGGUAGUUGCGACGUCCCGCACCGGAGCACCCAACGGCAACCAGAGCUCCCUGCCGCGUGUCGAACGAACCAGCUGCAGCAGUAGCAGUUCUAGCAGUACCGGUUCCGGUACCGCCGAUGAACUGCCACCACCCCCACCGGGACGGGAUUUGAAGGUUAUGCUUUCGGUUCCUCCGCAGACCAAACUGGGAUGUGGAAUCUGCAAGGGACCGGACUGGAAACCGGGUAUAUUCGUGCAGUUCACCAAACAGGGUGGCGUUGCACGGGAGGCUGGUCUGCGACCGGGCGAUCAAAUUAUGUCCUGCAACGGGAGAGAGUUUUCCGAGAUCACCUUUGCCGAGGCGGUUAGUAUAAUGAAGGCUUCGCAUGUGCUGGAAUUGGUGAUCCGGCCUGGGGCCGGAAUUGACAUGUUCCCUGGGGAAUCUAGCGGGUACAAUAGUAGCGCGAGUAGUGUUAACGGGGACGCUAGCCCCUGCUGGGGCGAAUCAGCGGCCAAACGAUUGAGUAUAGUGAGGGAGGAAUCCAGUCCUAGCGAGCGGAGAGGGAAGGAUCAUCGGGAAAAGAAUGGACAGAAAGGGGCUGCGGCUAGCAGACGAAACAAUACGACAAUUAUUGAAUUUUCUGAGAAUGGAACUGUCGUGAACAGUUCGAAUAGUUUGACCAGAAACAAAUCGGUGGUCGGGGACAACGGCAGCGGGAAAAAACUAGCUGACAUUUGCUUCGUUUCGAAGCAAAGUGAAACGAAAACGAUCAUUGUCGAGGUUCAUCGAAGCGCGUCAACCAAUUCGAUUCACACCGGAUCACCACCCAGUUCUGGACCGGCAACGUCUUCCGGGCUGGCCUCCAACAUUCCACCUCCGCCGCCAUUGUUUGCGGACAAAAUACCCCCGCCACCACCGCCCAGCACCAGCAGCAGCGGCUUAAGCAGUGGCUAUUCGACCACCAACAGCGCCAAAUCUAGUGCUGCGGGUCACCACAACCACCACCAGCAGCAACAGCGAAGCCCUUCCGCGGUCAGCCUGGCCGACUCCAGUGCCAGCAGUGGCAUCGAUUGCGGUGGAAAUGGCCUUGGCAGUGCAAUUUCCGAGGAGCUGAAGCGAAGAGCGCAGAAGAAGGGAACAUCGUCGUCGGCUCUGGAACCGGCCGCUGCGCUAACUGAACUGGAAAAUAGGCUAAAAGAAAAGCGUUUCAAACCACCCAACAGUGGGGGAGGUGACGCGGCACGGCAUUCGGCUCUGAUGGACGAGUUCAAGGCGGUGCACAAACGUAUGUUUAAGAACGGAUUCGACAAUGCCGAGCUGAAGAAAACACCUUCCAAAGAAAAGUUACCAACGGACGACGGCGGCGUCGAUUCAACGCCGACAGUACCAUCCACCGGCAAGUCCGGUAAAGGAACAAUGGGACGGGUAGCCGCCACCGAACUGGCCAAAGCGAACGGUGACGUGGCCGAGCUGGAAUCGAUCGAAUCCUUCAAGCUGACCAAUCCGACACCGACACCGGUUCGACCACCGUCCUACUAUUUCUCCCCGCAGGCCACCGGACCGUCGACAAUGAAAAAAUCCCUGAAACCGAUCGCGGUCACAAUCAGCGAGUACAGUAGCAGCAUCGUCGGAGGGCAGGACCAUCAACGAACGACAACGACAGACGAUCCGAAAGGGGAAGACGACGCGAUCAGCACCUCGAUCGGCAAUCUGCGAAGUGAGCUGGAAAAGACACUGUCGAUGUCGAAUCUAAGGCUGCGCUGUGAAUCCCGGGAGAAUCUGGUCGAACGGAUUCAAAUUGGACCCUGUGGACACCAGCAGCAGCAGCAGCAGCAGGAACAGACCAAACUAAGCCGUAGCUCGUCGGUGGCCAACGGAGUCGGCAGGAUCGGCGUGGGUGGCCCGACACUGUCCAAGACGAUGUCCAGUGGCAAUCGGAUUACGAUUGCUAUUUCCAGCGAUAAAAAGUGAGCGGCGGCGGUGUGUUUGUUGAUUUAGUUUGUGCGUAUUGUGGAUGAGAUUUUUUUUCGCUUCCGAUUUGUAGAAUAUUUAAGACUAACGAUCAGUUUUUUUUUGUUUCGCGAGAGAUUAUCAAAUCGUAUGAGCUUGUCAAAGGAAACAUUUCGCAAUUUAGACUAGGAAACUAUAAGUUUGGAACAUUUUUUGUCAAAUGAAAUUAUUGUUUUUUGUGUAAUCGAAGAUAUGCUCAAAAGCUACUAUUAAAGAUGUAUUUAUGUUUAUAAUUGUAUGCUCAAAA
Messenger RNA from Topomyia yanbarensis, 3931 nucleotides. RefSeq lists its product as uncharacterized. Bases 1003 to 3645 code for a protein of 880 amino acids. The transcript is spliced from 6 exons. Gene Ontology annotation, cellular component: stereocilium tip; stereocilia ankle link complex; cilium. Gene Ontology annotation, biological process: rhabdomere development. Gene Ontology annotation, molecular function: protein binding. NCBI's taxonomy places the organism in Eukaryota, Metazoa, Arthropoda, Insecta, Diptera, Culicidae. The record is from RefSeq and is a predicted model, not a curated record.